Messenger RNA from Cydia amplana, 1983 nucleotides. It is a transcript of the gene mtm, whose product is annotated as myotubularin-related protein 2. Lineage: Eukaryota; Metazoa; Arthropoda; Insecta; Lepidoptera; Tortricidae. Bases 94 to 1974 code for a protein of 626 amino acids. Gene Ontology annotation, cellular component: cytoplasm; membrane. Gene Ontology annotation, molecular function: phosphatidylinositol-3-phosphate phosphatase activity; phosphatidylinositol-3,5-bisphosphate 3-phosphatase activity. Gene Ontology annotation, biological process: phosphatidylinositol dephosphorylation. The record is from RefSeq and is a predicted model, not a curated record. The transcript is spliced from 13 exons.
GAUUUUCACUGUUACUAGUUUGUAGUCUUGUUAAUGUUGUAAUUAGGAUAUUCGCUUUACUUACUUAUCCACUUAUCGUGUCAAAUAUAAGCAAUGGAUAAGCAUAAUAGUACAGAACUAAUCAAUUCGGACUUUUCGUUGUCCAAAAACGCUAGUUCUGAUUCCUUGGAUUCGGAUUCAAAAUCAAGUUCAUUGAAUUCUAAACACGGACAGGACUCCCCUCAUGUACUGGGUGACAUUCAGUUACUAGAAGGUGAAAAGGUGAUGGGAGUGGCUCGGGAUGUGGCAUACUUGUGUCCAUACAACGGGCCUUCUAGAGGGGUCCUAAAAGUAACAAACUAUCAACUACACUUCAGACCUAUGGAUGCUGCAGCUAUUCACAGUACAUUGAAUGUGCCGUUGGGUGUUGUGUCCCGAAUUGAAAAAGUGGGUGGAGCUUCUUCUAAAGGCGAAAAUUCUUAUGGAAUUGAAGUAUUUUGCAAGGACAUGCGGAACCUCCGUUUCGCCCAUAAGCAAGAGAACCACUCGCGGCGCGGCAUCUUCGAGAAGUUGCAGCAGCUGGCGUUCCCGCUGUCGCACCGGCAGCCGCUGUUCGCGUUCAGCUACACGGAGAGCUUCUCCGAGGACGGCUGGCACGUGUACGAGCCCAUCUCCGAGCUGAGGAGGAUGGGCGUCAACAACGACAUGUGGCGAAUAACGCGCAUAAACGACAAGUACGAAGUGUGCGACAGCUAUCCCUCGGUAUGGGCGGUACCGGCGGCGGCCAACGACGAGCAGCUGCGAUCCGUCGCGGCGUUCCGGUCCCGCGGCCGGAUACCGGUGCUCGCCUGGAUACACCCGAGCUCUCAGGCCACCAUCGCGAGGUGUAGCCAGCCGCUGGUUGGGGUCAGCGGCAAACGAAGCCGCGACGACGAGCGUUACAUCCAGACGAUCAUGGACGCGAACGCUCAAGCACACAAGCUUUUCAUCAUGGAUGCGCGGCCGAGCGCCAACGCCAUCGCCAACAAGGCCAAGGGAGGCGGUUACGAGUCCGAGGACGCGUAUCAGAACGCGGAGCUGGUGUUCCUGGACAUACACAACAUUCACGUGAUGCGGGAAAGCCUGAGGAAACUAAAGGAAUUAUGCUUCCCACAGAUCGACCAGACGAGAUGGUUCAGCGGUAUAGAGGCUAGUUGUUGGCUGAAACACAUCAAAUGCAUAUUGGCUGGUGCUGUGCGUAUUGUUGACAAGGUGGAGAACCACAAGACGUCAGUGUUGGUACACUGCUCGGAUGGUUGGGACCGCACGGCGCAGCUCACGGCCCUGGCGAUGCUCAUGCUGGACCCCUACUACCGCACACUUAGGGGCUUCGAGGUCCUCAUAGAGAAGGAGUGGCUCUCGUUUGGACACAAGUUUCAGUUGCGUAUAGGACACGGCGACGAACGACACUCUGACGCCGACCGCUCUCCAGUAUUCGUGCAGUGGGUGGACUGCGUGUGGCAGCUACAGCAACAGUUCCCUACAGCGUUCGAGUUCAGCGAGCGACUGCUCAUCACCAUACUGGACCACCUCUACUCGUGCAGAUUCGGCACGUUCCUGUUCAACACCGAGAGGGAACGAGUCAAAGAAGAGGUGAAAACGAAGACGGUAUCCCUGUGGUCGUACAUAAACAGCCGGCAGGACUUGUACUUGAACCCGCUGUACUGGGGUCCGACGUCGUCGGCGCCUGCGUCUCCGCCCGGACCCUACUCGCGGCCGCAGGUGGUACUUGUGCCGGUAGCGUCGCUCAGGGUCAUAAAGCCAUGGAAGGCGCUGUACUGCCGGUGGAAUCCUACGAUGAGACAGCAGGACCCAGUAUUCCAACGGAGCCGCGAGUUGGUCGCGCUCCGAGCGCAGCUCGAGGCCGCGGUGGCGGCGGCCGCGGGCGACCACGCGGCCCGCCAGCACCGGCUCGCGCUCACGCCCCCGCGCGUCUCCAGCCCGCACCACGUCUAACACGUGAGC